This is a messenger RNA of Cylas formicarius (sweet potato weevil), 643 nucleotides long. RefSeq lists its product as uncharacterized. Lineage: Eukaryota; Metazoa; Arthropoda; Insecta; Coleoptera; Brentidae. The transcript has 3 exons. The record is from RefSeq and is a predicted model, not a curated record. Bases 56 to 475 code for a protein of 139 amino acids.
UGUUAUUUGUUAAAUUAGGUUUAUAUGUAAAUGUGCUCAUUCACAUAAAUAGGAUAUGGAAAUGUACUCAAAAAUCGACAAAAUGACGAUGACGGAGCUCAAGGAAAACCUCAACCGAAUUGAAAAAAUUAUUUCAAAUAUCAAUUUCACAAGUAGUCUGAAGGACAAGGGUGAAAAAAUGAAACUAACCAAGGUGAAAUUAGAGAAGGAGAUACAUUUAAGAGAAACUUUACAACAAGCUGAAGAAAAGGUUGCAAACUUGUCUUUAACAAAUAACUCGGAAGUAAUCGUACAUAACACCCAGUACACUCAAAAAUUAUGUAAAGUUGAGAAAGAACCAAAGAUGUUGCGUUUCAUACCAGCACUAACCCCAAAUGUAUCAGCUCAACUACACAGUACCAAACCAAUCAAUUUGCCAGAAUCCCUCAAACUCCAAUCAGAUCAAAUUUGCUCAUAUUUUUUUAUUGCAGGCUGAGCAAGUAAGGUCAAAGCACCUUCGGCUUAUAUCAUUAGAAGCUGAGGAGACUGAUGAAGAUAUUAGCGACAGUAACGACCAGGCAAAACUAAAUGAUUCUGAAUGAUUUUUUUUAAUUAAAUUUCUCAUUUUGUUAUAGUUCAAUUGAUUACAUAAAAAUAAAGGGGU